This is a messenger RNA of Rotaria sp. Silwood1, 576 nucleotides long. NCBI's taxonomy places the organism in Eukaryota, Metazoa, Rotifera, Eurotatoria, Philodinida, Philodinidae. The record is from the annotation of a GenBank genome assembly.
AUGUUGGCGAAAUUUUUUUAUGAAAAUCCUUGUACAACAUGUAUUCCCAGAGGUAUUCAUGUUAAUCAGGCUCUAAAUCAACAAAUCUCUACUGAUCUACUCUAUGCAUAUGAUCCAUUACAAGCUAAGCUUGAACAUUUUACAGAAGAACAAAUUCAAGAAUUUCGACAAGCUUUUCUUCUCUACGAUAAAGAUUCAGACGGUGCCAUUAGUCCCAAAGUGCUCGGAAGUGUAAUGAGAACACUCGGGCAAAAUCCCACUGAAGAUGAAUUGAAAGGAUUAAUCAAUGAAUUUGAUUGUGAAGGUAAAGGAUUGAUUGAUUUUAAUGAAUUUCUUCAAAUGAUGGCUAAACGAGCCAAUGAACAUAGUGAAGAAGAUGAAUUAAGAGAAGCUUUUCGUGUUUUUGAUAAAAAUGGAAAUGGUUUUAUUAAAGUAGCUGAAUUAAGAUAUGUGAUGACUAAUUUGGGUGAACAAUUUACCGAUCAUGAAGUUGAUGAAAUGUUACGUGAAAUUGAUACAGCUGGUAAUGGAAUUAUCCGGUAUGAGGAACUUGUUAAAGUUGUUAUGGGUAAAUAA